GUAUACCAGUAACGAAGUUUUCCGCAAGUAAAAACGGCGAGUAUGGUUUACCAAUAUGUUCAAUGUUCAAGGAUGUUAGUCCACAAAAUUUCGCAUUCGGUUGGAUGCCACAGUUGGCUAUGAUUUCUAAAUAUGUAAACACGGAUAAUUUCGG
This is a messenger RNA of Racocetra persica, 154 nucleotides long. Lineage: Eukaryota; Fungi; Glomeromycota; Glomeromycetes; Diversisporales; Gigasporaceae. The record is from the annotation of a GenBank genome assembly.